AUGGAUAAUGGGAUUUCCAGACAAUCUUCCAUAAGAAACAAGCUAAAAAACACAAUAUGUUGUUUUACAGGAAAUAUUCAUCAUCAUGAUUCUUCAUGGGAAGAAGGAGAAGGAUUUUAUGACAAAUUACGCAUACCAAAAACACCAAUUUCACCCGUAGGCUCGUCAAGUUCGCCAUCUUCGUGGUUCAAGAAAUCACCCCCGAGUAAUGGAAGCGACAUUACCCGCAUUAGGGGUAGAAGUCUAAGGACACUCGUGGGUCGCAAACACAUUCAUCAUCGUCAAUCACAUUCCGCGGAAUUUAGCUAUGACCCUUCAAGUUAUGCACUCAAUUUCGAAAAUGAAAGUGACCAAAAUGAUAGCCCAAUAAAAGAUUUUAGCUCUCGAUUACCUCACUCACCACCUUCUUCUUCAUCAACGACUAAUUACUCUGAUAAGCUUCCAAAAGAAAUUGUUGGAUAUAGUUGA
Messenger RNA from Vicia faba (fava bean), 468 nucleotides. The record is from the annotation of a GenBank genome assembly. Lineage: Eukaryota; Viridiplantae; Streptophyta; Magnoliopsida; Fabales; Fabaceae.